Phragmites australis (common reed) is the source of this 1816-nucleotide messenger RNA. RefSeq names its product chaperone protein dnaJ 49-like. Gene Ontology annotation, molecular function: Hsp70 protein binding. The record is from RefSeq and is a predicted model, not a curated record. Gene Ontology annotation, biological process: cellular response to misfolded protein. NCBI's taxonomy places the organism in Eukaryota, Viridiplantae, Streptophyta, Magnoliopsida, Poales, Poaceae. The coding region runs from base 318 to 1442 and encodes 374 amino acids. Gene Ontology annotation, cellular component: endoplasmic reticulum membrane. The transcript has 3 exons.
AAACGGCAACAAAAAUCCAGGCAAACAAGAGAAUCUGUUUCGGGGGUCGUCGCCGCGUCGGUGUCGCCGCCCUAUCCCCUUUCCUCCUCCCUCCCUCCGCCGCUAGCUCCGGCGAUCCCCCCUUCCUGAACCCUGCUGCACCUCGCCUCGCGUCGCAGAUUGGAUUGGGUUGGGGUUGGGGCCGAGCCGAUCUGAUCCGAUCGGGCUGGUUCCUGCGCCGUCGUGCGAGCUCCUCCCGGUCGCGUCCGCGGCUCGAUCGGCUGCGGAGCGCUGUGAGAGCUCCGUCGCGGCGUCGCGCGGGCCAAUCCGCGCCUGACAUGGAGGGCAAUAAGGACGAUGCGGCCAAGUGCUUGCGCAUCGGCAAGGACGCGCUCGACGCCGGCGACCGAUCCCGCGCCAUCAAGUUCCUCUCCAAGGCCAAGCGCCUCGACCCCUCCCUCCCCAUCGACCACCUCCUCUCCCCGCUCCUUAGCCCCGAGGACGACGCCUCCUCCACCUCCUCCGCGUCCUUGUCAUCAUCUCCACAACCCCCGCCGCCGUCGCAGCCUGCAGCAGCGGCAGAAGCAACUGAGGCUGAUGGGUUGAGAGAGAGGAAGCAGAAGGGAAAGAAGAGAGAGGAGGAGACCGGCGCGAGGGAGUACACCGCGGAGCAGCUGGAGGUGGUGCGCCAGGUCAAGAAGCACACCAGGGACUACUACCAGAUCCUCGGCCUUGAAAAGGACUGCACCGUCGAGGACGUGCGCAAGGCCUACCGCAAGCUCUCGCUCAAGGUGCACCCUGACAAGAACAAGGCACUGGGCGCCGAGGACGCAUUCAAGGCCGUCUCCAAGGCAUUCCAGUGCCUCAGUGAUGCUGAGAGCCGCAGGCGCUAUGAUCUCGUUGGCUCAGAUGAGCCUGUAACACAUAACAGGAGGGCGGCAUCCACCGCUCGUGCCUACAAUGGGUUCUACGAGGAUGACUUUGACCCAGAUGAGAUAUUCAGGAAUUUCUUCUUUGGUGGGAUGGCACCUGCAACCACCAGGCAGUUUGGGCAAUUUGGGACGUUCCAUUUCAGGACCGGCGGGAUGCACACCCAUGCAGCACAGAAUUCCGGUGGUUCGACGGUCCGGAUGCUUAUUCAGCUCUUGCCUGUCCUGCUGCUGCUGUUGCUCAACUUCCUGCCGUCCUCUGAGCCUGUUUACUCCCUCAACCGCUCUUACCCUUAUGAGCACAAGUUCCAGACCCCACGCGGAGUCACAUACUAUGUCAAAAUGCCUAAUUUUGAGGAGCAGUAUCCACACCAAAGCACUGAGCGUGCGACGCUGGAGCGGCAUGUUGAGAGGGAUUAUUUCUCGAUACUGACACAGAAUUGCAGGGUUGAGCUGCAACGUCGCCAAUGGGGGUUAGCAUACCAGACACCCCACUGUGAUAUGCUUCAGAAAUUUGAGGCGACAGCACAGUAAUUCAUCCAUCGGUGCAAGGUUGGCAAGGAGAUGAGAGCUUUGGCUAUGGUGUAAAGGUCUCCAAUUCUUGCUCCAUUGAUUACCAGCUUCAAAUGACAGGAACAAAUUAGUUUGGACCAGCAGGAAAUUUUACGGAAUAAGUGCCCUUGAUGACUACACACACUGCCUGGUUGCUAUCUUAAGUAGUAUUGAGGACCGUACUACCGUAGCUACUUAAAAAGGAUAUGCAAUUGUUGAGUUCCAUCAUAGGGGUUGGGUUGAUCACGUGCAGACGUGUAGUAUAUGAAGCAUAUCUAUCGUAUUUUAUUUUCUUGUUUUCUUUGAGAAUACCUGACUUAAACGGACAAUGCAACUAUAGCGAAAUUGGUUCUUCA